Messenger RNA from Pararge aegeria (speckled wood butterfly), 1439 nucleotides. It is a transcript of the gene Obp73a, whose product is annotated as general odorant-binding protein 70. NCBI's taxonomy places the organism in Eukaryota, Metazoa, Arthropoda, Insecta, Lepidoptera, Nymphalidae. The record is from RefSeq and is a predicted model, not a curated record. Gene Ontology annotation, molecular function: odorant binding. The coding region runs from base 128 to 676 and encodes 182 amino acids. The transcript has 6 exons.
UAUUGAGUUCGCGCGCCUUUCGCUUCACGCGGCGAUAAAUAAUUGUUCGAUAUUUAAAAAUCGUGUAACAUAACUACAGAUAAUAAAAAUUAAUCAUUGUUUACCGUGAUUGUGUUUGAAAUUCGAAAUGAUUCGUAAAGUUCUGUGCUGCCUUUAUAUAUUUUUUGGCGUUCUGCUAAGUGACAGUGCUAUAUCGGGAGAAAGUGAAACACGAUGUCGGACCCCCUCCACCGCUCCGCAGAAAAUAGAACAGGUGAUCACGCGGUGUCAAGAUGAAAUCAAAGUAUCUAUAUUAAGAGAGGCCCUGGACGUGAUUAAGGAAGAGCAUACGAUGCCGACGCAGAGGCGACGAAACAAGCGGGAGGUGCCGUUCACACACGACGAAAAGAGAAUCGCGGGGUGCCUGCUGCAGUGCGUGUAUAGAAAAGUGAAAGCCGUGGACGGCUACGGAUUCCCCACCCUAGAAGGCCUGGUGGGCUUGUACUCUGACGGCGUGAACGAGCGAGGCUACUUCAUGGCAGUGCUAGAGGCUUCCCGCGAGUGCCUCAUGAGGAACCACGACAAGUUCUCCCGUACUGUUCCUAUGGAUAACGGCCGGAAUUGCGACAUAUCUUUCAACAUCUUCGAAUGCAUCUCCGAUCGUAUCGGAGAAUACUGCGGCAACUCUGGACUUUGAAAAUAAUAUAAAACUUCUCUUUUUCCUUACAAUUAUUUACUUUUUCUGUAUAAUAUAACUGAGAGAACGUUUUCAUUGGUUAAUUACUCGGUUGCCGAGAAUCAUCGGUGGGUUAACAUCGAGUGAAAUUUGCCGAUCGGUCAGGAUGCGGGUAAAUAUUGGAUGGAAUUUUCCAGUCAGUUUCAUACUAUUGCAAAUAACAUCCAAUAAACAUCCAUAGCUAGCUAUUGGGGCCUUAAAUGUUACAUAAGCAGAAUUAUUACAAUUACAAGGAAAUAACGCACAGCAUUUUUCCUUGAAACGACCAAAACUUUCAAGUCGUCAUGAACUCAUAUAGUUAGUCGGACUGUUACCAAUUUCACGGACAACAAUUCUAGGCUUUCACCUAUUUAAUAUAACUCUUUUAGCGGUUGUAACUCAUCAUCCUGGUCACGGUAUCUCGAAGGUGGAAUUAAAACAAAAGGUAAAAUUAUUUCAAUUUAUAAUGAAUUCUUUGAUUAUAAUACCCCUACUCGGUUCUAAGCGAGUACUUAAAGGUUUUUAAACAUUCUGGCAAUCACAGAAAAUGCGUUUCGUUUUCGAGCAUAGACUAUGUGUAUAAAAAAACUACUAAUCAUCCUCAUAUCAUCAAAAAUAAGCUACGUAAUACUUCAAUGGCCCCAUAGACCUCCAUUCUGGAAUGAGCUGGAGACAUAGAUCAUAGACCAAUGGGUCUCGUUUUCAAAAUUCAAAAUUCAAAAUUCAUUUAUUUCAAGUAGGCCUA